AUGGAGAUGAUGCUCAUCCAGGGCUUCAUGAUGGAGGGGCCAGGCCCUGAGUAUGCCGAUGUGGUGUUUCUGGUGGACAGCUCCGACCACCUGGGAACUAAGUCCUUCCCAUACAUGAAGACAUUCAUCAAUAAGAUGAUCAACAGCCUCCCGAUAGAGACCGAUAAGUAUCAUGUGGGCCUGGCUCAGUAUAGUGAUAAGCUCCACACAGAAUUCCAGCUCAACACUUUCAAGAGCAAAGGCCCCAUGCUGAACCACCUCAAGAAGAACUUCGGGUUCCUGGGUGGCUCCCUGCGCAUUGGAAAUGCACUCCAGGAGGUACACAGGACCUACUUCUCCAAUGGAAGGGACAGGAAACAGUUCCCCCCAAUCCUGGUGGUCCUGGCUUCAGCCGACUCCGAGGAUGCUGUGGAAGAGGCCGCUGAGGCCCUGCGCAAGGAGGGGGUAAGGAUCAUCUCUGUGGGGAUGCAGAGGGUGUCCGAGGAGACCCUGAAGGCCAUGGCCACGGGCCAGUUUCACUACAACCUGAGGAUGGUCAGAGACCUCAGUGCCUUUUCCCAAAACAUGACGCAUAUCCUCAAGGAAGCAAUUCAGUACAAGGAGGGUGAAGCUCACACUGAUAUACAAGGCCCCUUCCUCAGGGCCUGUGAGAAAGAUUCGCUUGCUGAUGUCAUAUUCCUGGUGGAUGAGUCUGUCGGGACCAGUCAGAAUUUAAGGAACCUGCAGAACUUUCUGAAAAAUAUCACCUCUUACAUGGAUGUGAAAGACAAUUGCCUGCGGCUUGGACUUAUGAGUUACAGUGACAGAGCCGAGACCCUUUCUGUUCUGAAAUCAAGCACAAGCCAGGCUGAAUUUCAGAAGCAAAUUCAGAAGCUUUCCCUGCGGGCUGGGAAAUCCAAUGUUGGGGCUGCUGUUGAGAAGAUGAGGAGAGAAGGCUUCUCAGCAUCAAGUGGCAGCAGAAGGGCACUGGGAGUGCCUCAGAUUGCAGUCUUGGUCACUAAUAGGCCAUCAGAUGACGAAGUGCGUGAGGCCACCCUGAAUCUCCGGCUGGACGAUGUAACUGUGUUUGCCAUGGGCAUCCAUGGGGCCAACAAGACCCAGUUAGAAGAAAUAGUGUCUUACCCUCCAAGACAGACAAUCUCCAUGCUAGAAUCCUAUGCAGACUUGGGAAAUUAUACUAACAACUUCUUGAAAAAACUCCAGAAUGAAAUAUGGUCCCAAAUUUCGACUCAGGCUGAACAAAAGGAACUUGAUAAAACUGGCUGUGUGGAUACAAAAGAGAUCGAUCUCUAUUUCCUCAUUGACGGCUCAGGUAGCAUUGGGAGUGACCACUUUGAGCAAAUCAAGAAAUUUAUGCUGGAGGUGAUAGAAAAUUUUGACAUUGGCCCAGACAAAGUCCGAGUUGGAGCUGUGCAAUAUUCUGACAUGAGAGAAAAGGAAUUUGAUAUCACUGACUACACUACUGAUGAGACAUUAAGAAAGGCUAUUUCUAACAUCAGGCAACUUGGAGGCGGCACUUACACUGGGAAAGCCCUGGAUUUCAUAUUGCAAAUAAUAAAGAAGGGAAGGGAGCAGAGAAUAAAUAAGGUACCCUGUUACCUCAUUGUGUUGACUGAUGGGAUGUCCACGGAUGACGUUCUGGAACCAGCUGAGAAACUAAGGGCUGAAAACAUUGCUGUUCAUGCAAUCGGCAUUGGGGAGGCUAACAGAACACAACUGCAACAAAUUGCUGGAAAAGAAGAAAGAGUUAGCUUUGGGCAGAACUUUGAUUCUUUAAAAAACAUAAAAAAUGAAGUUUUGCACAGCGUCUGCACUGAGAAAGGAUGUGAAGACAUGAAGACUGACAUCAUGUUUCUGGUGGAUAGUUCUGGCAGUAUAGGAUCUGAAAAUUUUAGGACAAUGAAAAGCUUCAUGAAAAACCUGUUAGCUAAGAUUCAGAUUGGUUUGGACAAAACCCGAAUUGGUGUCAUUCAGUUCAGCGAUGUUACGAAGGAAGAAUUCAAACUUGAUACAUACUUUACACAAAAAGAAAUUUCUGAUGCCAUAGAGAGAAUGUCUCCCAUUGAGCAAAACACUUUGACUGGAAAGGCACUAACUUCUAUAGAGCCAUACUUCACCGAGUCCAAGGGGGCCCGAUCAAUGGUCAGAAAGUUUCUCAUCCUUAUCACGGAUGGAGAAGCCCAAGAUGAUGUGAGAAACCCAGCAAAAGUUCUUCGGGACAAAGGUGUGGUCAUCUUCUCUGUGGGGGUAUUCAGGGCCAACAGGACUCAGCUAGAGGAAAUCAGUGGGGACAGCAGCCUGGUUUUCCAAGUAGAGAAUUUCAGUGAUCUAAAGGAAAUAGAGAAUAAACUCAUCUUCCGUGUGUGCGCUCUUCAUGAUUGUAAAAGGAUUAAAGAGUUAGAUGUUGUGUUUGUGCUGGAUCAUUCAAGCAGCAUCCAACCCCGAGACCAAGAAAGCAUGAUCAACCUCACAAUGCAUUUGGUGAAGAAAUCGGAUGUCGGCCCAAACAGGGUUCAGUUUGGAGCUCUCCGAUACUCCAAUGAACCUGAUAUUAUCUUCUACCUUAACUCAAACAGAUCAGCCAUCAUGGAGCAUCUGAAGUCACUCAGUGCCAAAGGAGGGGAUACCUACACCGCUAAGGCUCUGGAACAUGCCAACAUCCUGUUCACGGAGGAACAUGGCAGUCGAAUCAAGCAAAACGUGAAGCAGAUGCUGAUAAUCAUCACAGAUGGGAAAUCCCAUGACCAUACUCACCUCAGUGACAAGGCUUCGAAGUUAAGGGCCAAAGGCAUCAUCAUCUAUGCUGUGGGUGUAGGAGAGGCCAACCAAAAAGAACUGGAGACUAUGGCAGGGAAUAAACACUAUACUAUCCAUGUCAGUAAUUUUGACAGUCUGAAAGAUGUUUAUCAGCCUCUGCAAGAUAGUAUGUGUACCAAUGCCCAAGAGAGUAAGUUGUGCUUUAAAGCUUCUAUUGGGGUAGCAAUACAAGUUGAAGCAAAAAAUAAAUGA
This is a messenger RNA of Phacochoerus africanus (Common warthog), 3009 nucleotides long. Its product is annotated as collagen alpha-5(VI) chain-like. The record is from RefSeq and is a predicted model, not a curated record. The transcript has 6 exons. Lineage: Eukaryota; Metazoa; Chordata; Mammalia; Artiodactyla; Suidae. Bases 1 to 3009 code for a protein of 1002 amino acids.